AUGGCUUCAGAUUAUGCCGAUUACCGGGAUCCGAAUCGACCUGUGCAACGCAAAGGGAUGCUGAUGAAUUUUCGCACGAAAGGGUAUGUGGAAAUUCGUCCACAAGAUGUCUAUGGAAAGUGUCGUUACGUAUCAUCCUUCCAGAAAUUGAAUCGUGUCGGGGAAGGCACAUACGGAAUUGUGUUUCGGGCUCGUGAUACCAACACAAAUGAAAUUGUAGCCCUCAAGAAGGUUCGCAUCGAUCAGGACAUAUUCAAGGAUGGAUUCCCAAUCAGCGGUUUGCGCGAGAUACAGAUUCUCAAAAAUUGUAACCAUGAUAACAUCGUCCGUCUAAAGGAGGUUGUGGUGGGCAACAGUCUCGAAAGCAUUUUCCUCGUAAUGGAGUUUUGUGAGCAGGAUCUUGCCUCUCUGCUCGAUAACAUGGAAACACCGUUCACGGAAUCGCAGGUCAAAUGCAUCAUCAUACAGCUGCUGAAAGGUUUAAAGUAUCUGCACUCGAAGUACAUCAUACACCGAGAUCUGAAGGUAUCAAACCUGUUGCUUACGGAUACGGGUUGCCUGAAGAUAGCCGAUUUCGGUUUGGCACGCUAUGUAAAUGACUCCACCAAACCGAUGACACCAGGGCUGGUGACACUCUGGUACCGACCACCGGAACUGCUUUUUGGUGCCAAAACACAAACCACCGCUGUAGAUAUGUGGGCAACGGGAUGUAUUUUAGGUGAACUGUUGAUUCACAAACCGCUCCUUCCUGGGACGAGUGAAAUUUCCCAAAUUGAACACAUCAUUAAUCUGCUCGGCACACCGACGGUGGCUAUUUGGCCCGAGUUCGAUAGUUUGCCGCUGGUACAAAACUUCACGCUCAGAGAGCAACCGUACAACAAUCUGAAAAGCAGAUUUCCCUUUCUUUCGGCGAGUGGGUACGAGCUGCUUAACAAUUUGUUCAUGUACAAUCCGGCCUGUCGGGCAUCGGCAAGGCAUUGUCUUCUAAGCACAUAUCUGGUGGAACCACCGCUUCCGUGUGAUCCCAACCUGAUGCCAACGUUUCCUCAUCAUCGGGAUAUGAAGAAAACCACUCCAAACAAACCGGAAGAACCGCGCAAACGCACCAGUGCCCUUUCGAACAACAAGGCCCCUUUCGACGGAAGCCAACCACCAACUAUUUCGGACUUGCUAGGCUCUCUGAUUAAGAAACGACGCUUCGACUAGUGUGAAUGAGAAUACAUUUUACAAACAAAUG
Messenger RNA from Anopheles maculipalpis, 1237 nucleotides. It is a transcript of the gene Cdc10, whose product is annotated as cyclin-dependent kinase 10. The transcript is spliced from 5 exons. The coding region runs from base 1 to 1206 and encodes 401 amino acids. Lineage: Eukaryota; Metazoa; Arthropoda; Insecta; Diptera; Culicidae. Gene Ontology annotation, cellular component: nucleus. Gene Ontology annotation, biological process: regulation of mitotic cell cycle; protein phosphorylation. Gene Ontology annotation, molecular function: ATP binding; cyclin-dependent protein serine/threonine kinase activity. The record is from RefSeq and is a predicted model, not a curated record.